AUGAGCGAUAUCAACAAUGCCGCCGGAGUCAAAACACCUAUCUUUCAGGUCCAUCGGAUCAUGCUUUCGCCCUUUCUCCACCGAUUAACGGGCGCGAUCAUUCCUACAUUCCCUACUACACCUGCAGAGAUUGGGCGGAUGGCGGAGCAUGAUUCGGAUGCCAUCUUACAACAACUGGGUCUACAAGAUGCUCUGGCUGCUCCAAGUCUGGCGAUGAAGAAGAGACAGUUCAGAGUGCACAUUGGCUUGAGAUCGCAAGUUGAGAAGAGUGCAUAG
Molecule: messenger RNA, 276 nt
Organism: Cladophialophora carrionii CBS 160.54
Lineage: Eukaryota; Fungi; Ascomycota; Eurotiomycetes; Chaetothyriales; Herpotrichiellaceae
Exons: 2
Coding region: 1-276 (91 amino acids)
Source: RefSeq, a predicted model, not a curated record